AUGUUGAUUAAAAAAGAUCAUUCUUCAAAGCACUUUCUUUCUUUCUUUCUUUUUAUUAUUUUAUAUCAUACAAGAAGAGCAGCGAUGUUGAGCAAUAAGAUUGUUGCUACGGCAACAGCGGCAAAAACAUUGACAUCUUCUUUAAUAGGCAAUAGCAAGAGAUUAUCACCAUCUAUAAUCAACAAUAAUUAUGUAAAUUCACACCUCUCAUCAUCAUCUUCACAACAACAAUGUAUAAAUAACAACAACAACAAUAACAAUAACAACAAUAAAUUGAUGAGAGAUAUCAACUAUAUAUUCAAUAACAGUACAACCAAAAAUAAUAAUAACAAUAGUCUUAGAAAUAAUCAUUAUGGUGGAAUGAUAUUUAACAAUCAUUAUAGAUUAUAUUCAACAGAGAAUAAGAAUAAUAAUAAUGAAGAAAAAGAAAAGGAAAAAGAAAAAGAAGAAAAGGAACAAGAGGAAAAGAAAAAACAAGAAGAAGAAGAAAAGAAAAAGGAACAAGAGGAAAAGAAAAAGGAAGAGGAAAAUGUAAAUAAAUCAUCGACUGAUAAAGACAAGGAUAACAAUAAGGAUAAAAAAGAAGAUGAUAAGAAGGAUGGUAGUGGUGGACCCUUUGAUUUCAGCUAUAUAUUCCGUGCAUUUAAAUGGUCAAUUCCAAUUACAGCAUUAAUGGUAUUAUUCGUAACAACAUUGGAAACAGCAGAUGGUAGAAAUUAUAUUGAUUAUCAAACAUUUAGAUCGACUGUGUUGCCAAGUGGAACGAUUGCAGGCAUUCACAUUGUCAAUGGUAACAUUGCGAUGAUUCGUGUAAAGACAUCGGAAGGAUACCGUCUCUACAAGAUCAAUGUACCAAACGUAGACGAUUUCCAACGCAAGAUUGAACAGGAUCAAUUAGAGUUGGGUGUAGAGUUGGGCGACCAAGUAUUUGCCAGCUACGCCGAAGAGAAUGCGAUAUUCAAAGAGAUUAUAAGUAUCAUCCCAACGGUGCUGUUUGUUGCAGCAUUGACCUACUUUUCACGAAACAUCUCGUUGAUGGGUGGAAAGGGUCCCGCCAGUCUCUUUAGCAAGAGCAAGGCCACAAGAGGCACGUCAACAACCACAUUCAAGGAUGUGGCCGGUAUGGAUGAGGCCAAAGAGGAGAUUAUGGAGUUUGUGAGCUUCCUCAAGAACGCCGACAAGUACAAGAAGCUCGGUGCCAAGAUCCCCAAGGGUGCGAUCCUGGUGGGUCCCCCUGGCACGGGCAAGACGUUGUUGGCCAAGGCUACGGCCGGCGAGAGCGGCGUGCCAUUCUUUACCAUCUCGGGAUCCGACUUUAUCGAGAUGUUUGUGGGUGUAGGACCUUCGCGUGUAAGAGACCUCUUUAAAGAGGCACGUGCCAACACACCAUGCAUCAUCUUUAUCGAUGAAAUUGAUGCUGUGGGUCGUUCACGUUCGAGAAAUGGGUUCCACAACGACGAACGUGAAAACACCCUCAAUCAACUGCUCGUCGAGAUGGAUGGAUUUGGCAGCACUGAGGGUGUCGUCGUAUUCGCCGGUACUAACCGUCCCGACGUUCUCGACCCUGCCUUGAUGCGUCCCGGUCGUUUCGAUCGUACCAUCUAUGUUGGCGAACCCGACAUCAAGGGUCGCAAGGACAUCUUUAUGGUACACUUGAAAAAGAUCAAGAUUGAAGGCGACAUGGAAGACCUCGCCAAGAAGCUUGCCACCCUCACACCAGGAUUCUCUGGUGCUGACAUUGCCAACGUUUGCAAUGAAGGUGCUCUUGUUGCAGCCCGUAGAAACGCCCUCAAGGCCACAUUUAAGCAUUUUGAAGAGGCUAUUGAGCGUGUACUCGUCGGUCUCGAGCGCAAGAACCGUGUACUCUCCAAAGAGGAGCGUAACAUUGUCGCUCAUCACGAAGCUGGCCAUGCCAUCGCCGGCUGGUUCCUCGAACACACUGAUCCGCUGCUCAAGGUCUCUAUUGUUCCACGUGGCAUGGGUACACUCGGUUUUGCUCAGUACCAGCCCAAAGACCAGUACCUCUACACCCGUGAGCAGCUCAUCGACCGUAUCUGCGUCACCCUCGGUGGCCGUGUCGCCGAAUCCAUCAUCUUUGGCCGUAUCUCGACCGGUGCCCAAGACGAUUUGGAAAAGGUCACCAAGAUUGCCUCGUCCAAGGUCGUCCACUAUGGUAUGAACGAACGUCUCGGUGUCGUCUCUUUUAAAAAGGAAAACAACGGUGAAAUGACCAUCGAGAAGCCAUACAGCCAGGCCACCUCGAGGAUGAUCGACGAAGAAAUCAGAAAAAUUAUCAACCAAGCCUACGAGAGAACUCAUGUCCUCUUGACCGAAAAGAAAGAGGAACUAUUAAAGGUUGCCAAGGUACUCCUUGAAAAGGAAGUCCUUCUCCGUGACGACCUCCGUGAAUUAUUGGGUCCAAGACCAUUUGGUGAAAAAACAACUUGGGCUGAAUUAACUGGUGAAGUUACUCCAGAAACUGAAUCCCCUACCAGUAGUAGCAGUACCACUGCCACUGAAUCAACAACAAACGAACAACCACAACAAGAAAACAAGAUUUAA
This is a messenger RNA of Cavenderia fasciculata, 2562 nucleotides long. RefSeq names its product peptidase M41 (gene rcaA). Bases 1 to 2562 code for a protein of 853 amino acids. Gene Ontology annotation, biological process: mitochondrial protein processing; protein-containing complex assembly. NCBI's taxonomy places the organism in Eukaryota, Evosea, Eumycetozoa, Acytosteliales, Cavenderiaceae. Gene Ontology annotation, cellular component: membrane; m-AAA complex. The record is from RefSeq and is a predicted model, not a curated record. Gene Ontology annotation, molecular function: metalloendopeptidase activity; ATP binding; ATP hydrolysis activity. The transcript has 2 exons.